ACCAAACAUAAAAACAUAAACACUUUGCAUCAGCCUGUUGGGACGUGUUGCCAGAUCCGUCCGGGGAUUUUUUUUAAAGUCACUUUUUUGUCCGAGGGUUCAAGUCCCGAGGUGAUUAUUUUUAGCCACACCUGGCAACUCUGCAGAAGAGCAUGACUGAGUACGUCGAGUUUGAAGGCGUGUGAAGGAGGAACAUUACAGCCGAGAUAUUAAGUAGUUUUGUAGCAUGGACGAGCUAAAGCAUCAGGUUAUGAUAAACCAGUUUGUUCUGAUAGCUGGAUGUGCCUCAGAUCAGGCAAAGCAGCUUCUCCAAGCGGAACACUGGCAGUUUGAGAUGUGCACACCUGCCAACACCCCAGCAACUCCCCCCAACUUCCCGGACGCCCUGGCCAUGUUCUCCCACCUGCGAGCCUCCGAGAGCAUCGGUGCCAGUCCUAUUGCCUCCAUGGCUACCUCUCCUCCUCCCUACAUUAACUGGGCUGUGGGACCCACACCACCCUCAAGCCAGCAGGGGCUUUGGGCAGCUGGUCAGCUUCCUACUCACACCACGGUUAACCAACAGCCGACAUCCGAGCAGCCCGUGGAGGCCGAGAGAUGAGAGCACAAGCUCCUGCUGGGCCUCCACAAUGCAGGAUGAGGAACGACGUCAUAAAGAGAAGUGGAUAAAGCACUGAAAGACUGAGAAACAUGAGUAAUGAAGACUGAACAUGUGUUCUCAUUUAAGAGACAGAACAGAAAACAGUUCACUGGUGUUUUUGUUUGUUUUGUAGUCCAGUGAUCUCCUGGAUGAAACAUGUACUUCAGACCUCAAGCUUCACAAGUGUGUAUGGGUUUAUUAGCUUAUUUCUCAUCACUCACAGAGGAGUUUUAGUCAGCAAAAAAAUACACACACACACGCACAUUGUUUGCACUGAAACAUCUAUAAUUUUCUAACAUACUUUUGUUCUUUCCAAAAGAAAACAGUGUCUGUCAGGUGGUGAUGUCAUAAUCAGGCUUGAUGAUGUUACACCAGAAAAGAAGGCUGUACAACACAAUAAUAGCUAAAACCAUCAAAUUAUUACAUGUUUUUUUUUGUCAAUUUAUGGAGAUGACACUUAUUCACUGUUAUAUAUUUUAUCAUGUUAAAUAAAAAAUUUUUUUUUCA
Messenger RNA from Tachysurus fulvidraco (yellow catfish), 1144 nucleotides. It is a transcript of the gene ubald1b, whose product is annotated as UBA-like domain containing 1b. The record is from RefSeq and is a predicted model, not a curated record. NCBI's taxonomy places the organism in Eukaryota, Metazoa, Chordata, Actinopteri, Siluriformes, Bagridae. The transcript is spliced from 3 exons. Gene Ontology annotation, molecular function: protein binding. Bases 227 to 598 code for a protein of 123 amino acids.